Molecule: messenger RNA, 717 nt
Organism: Entelurus aequoreus (snake pipefish)
Lineage: Eukaryota; Metazoa; Chordata; Actinopteri; Syngnathiformes; Syngnathidae
Product: COMM domain-containing protein 1-like
Exons: 2
Coding region: 16-381 (121 amino acids)
Biological process (GO): positive regulation of protein ubiquitination; negative regulation of protein localization to cell surface; negative regulation of sodium ion transmembrane transport
Cellular component (GO): endosome
Source: RefSeq, a predicted model, not a curated record
AUCGCCACGGCCGACAUGGACCACGCCCAGCUGGAGGCCUUUCUCACCGCCCAGACUAGGAAGCAGGGGGCGGGCGGCGCUGACCCCGAGCAGGCCGCCGCCCUCGCUCGCUUCUGGAAGAGCCACCGUGUCCGCGUGAGGGAGAGCCUGCUGUCCCACAGCCGCUGGGAGCCUGGACUCAGGGGUCUGUCCUGGAGGGUGGACCUCCAGACGGCGGCCGGCAGAGGCCCCCUGGCUCUGAUGGAGAUGGAGCUGGGCGGUAGUGGCGGCCAGGACUCACAGUUUGUGUGUGUGGAGAUGGACGAGGACAAGGUCCAUGAGGUGCUCAAGAAGAUGGCCGACGUCCAGGCCAGCAUUGACGCCAUCCUUCAGCGCACCUGACUCGCCCGUUUAGACCGCCUAGUCCUGACUAAGCCAGACUCAUAUGUGACGAUUCCAGAGACAAUGCAGAGCCUCGCUGACCAUUCCCCAACCUUGAAGACCUGGACAACCUGAGAACAAAAACUAUUGAGACCAGCUCCGUGGUUGUUGUUGUUGUCAUGUGACUUCAGUAAACAUCUACAGCCUGUUUGUGUGACAGCUGGCUGUUAGCAUUAGCCACCAUAGCACCCUGACCUCCAAGAGCGCUCACCACAACACCCGGCAGCAGCAAGGUGGGUGAAGUGUUUUGCCCAAGGACACGUCGGCCGUGACCAGGAUGACAGAAGCUGGAUACGA